UUAUUAUUAUUUUUAGUAUUAUUAUUAUUAUUUUUCAAUUGUCUUUUGUAGUACGUACCGGCAUGUGCACCAACUUUAGAAAAAACAAGUUAUUGUAAAGCCAUGUGAAGCUGUGUAAAUUUUCCAAUUGUGUAAAGCAUUCCAAUUUCCAGUCACAUGGUAAAUGGUAAUGGCAAAUGUCGACUAAAUUGUGUUGUUAAAUACAUUUCUGGAAUUGUUAAAAAAUCAUUGAUAAAUACGUAAAUAAACACAAUGAAGAUAGUAAGAUAUAGAAAAUCCCAAAAAACUCUGUCAUUUUAUAAAAAUAAUUAUAAAUUUCAUGAGCCAUAUCAGGUACUUGUUGAUGGAACAUUUUGUCAUGCAGCAAUUGAGAAUAAAUUUGAUAUCCAAGACCAAAUACCAACAUACUUUCAUGCAACAACAAAAAUAUUAACAACACCAUGUAUUAUAAUGGAAACAGAAAAAUUAGGAAAAAAAGUCAACGGUGCAAUGUUGAUUACUAAAAAAUUUCCAGUUCACAAAUGUCUUCAUGAUAAAAAUCCAGUAAGUGGUUCCAAGUGUCUUAAAUCAAUGAUUGGUGAUAACAAUUCAUCAAGGUAUAUGAUUGCUACUCAAGAUAGACAACUUCAAGAAGAAGUGCGUAAAAUACCAGGUGUUCCCUUGCUUUAUCUCCAUGGAUGUACACCAACACUUGAAGCACCAUCUGAAGCAAGUAAAAAAGCUGCUCAAGAAGUAAUUAAGGGUCUUGUCAUGACUGUUGAUCAACAAAAAACCUUGAAAACUUUGAAAGAACAAACUGGUUUAGUUGAACCACAAUCAGUUAAAUGUAUAAAAAAACGUAAACAAAAAGGUCCAAAUCCAUUGAGUUGCUUGAAGAAAAAAAAUAAUAAGAAUAAGAUAAAUAAUAAUAAACCUGAAUCAAGUGAUUCAGGCAAAAUUAGAAAAAGAAAAAGAAUAAAAACACCAGCUCAUGUAAAAGAAAUAUUAAAAUCAUCAAUAUAAAUAAAUUAAUCAUAUUAGUAAAA
Aphidius gifuensis is the source of this 1025-nucleotide messenger RNA. RefSeq names its product rRNA-processing protein UTP23 homolog. Gene Ontology annotation, molecular function: small ribosomal subunit rRNA binding. The record is from RefSeq and is a predicted model, not a curated record. The coding region runs from base 253 to 1002 and encodes 249 amino acids. NCBI's taxonomy places the organism in Eukaryota, Metazoa, Arthropoda, Insecta, Hymenoptera, Braconidae. Gene Ontology annotation, cellular component: small-subunit processome; nucleolus. The transcript is spliced from 3 exons.